Fomitopsis serialis is the source of this 1594-nucleotide messenger RNA. RefSeq lists its product as uncharacterized. Gene Ontology annotation, biological process: autophagosome assembly. The record is from RefSeq and is a predicted model, not a curated record. Bases 124 to 1560 code for a protein of 478 amino acids. The transcript has 4 exons. Lineage: Eukaryota; Fungi; Basidiomycota; Agaricomycetes; Polyporales; Fomitopsidaceae. Gene Ontology annotation, cellular component: phagophore assembly site.
CGGUCCCGGACUCUCAUCCCCAUCUCUCUCGAGUCUGUAGCUUGAUUCUAGCUCUCUAAGCCGAUGGGUUGUAAUUAGAUAACAGGCCUUCCACCUUCGUAGCUCGCUCUUCCAACGUGUAUCAUGGCCGCCAGCCAGCCAGUGCGCGUCAUUGUACGCCUUCCGUACCACCGUCCCGAGGACCCGCCACCCGACCCUCCUCGGGUAGAAUGGACGCCAGAGAAGGAGCACAUGCUCUGGGAGGUCGUCGACAAGUCGACCGCAACCCAGGGUGCAACCACAGACUGGGAGGGCCUCGCCGCACACCUCCAGGUGCCCAUCCCGUACCUCAUCCACCGCACCCGCACCCGCUUCGAAGAGGGCCUCCGCGGCCUGCAAGGCAUCCGCACGGUCUCGACGCCCUCCGCGCCCUUCUCGCCCGCCACCCAACACCCGCCCGCCGCGAACGCCAACGAGUACUUCCCGCGCCUCCCCGAGGUCGCCUCGCGCCGGCUCUCCACCUCCGGGAACGCCGCGCGCCCACUCGGCGUCCGCGCGCGCCUCAGCUCGCUCGGCAGCCUGCGCGCGCGGCGCGGGUCGCUCGUGCGCAACACGAGCCAGCGGUUCUCCCUCGUCGGGCAGGCGACCAUGCAUGGGCAGGCGAACGGGAACGGGAACGCGCAGGCGUCGGGGAGCGGCGCGGCGCAGACGAGGACGUCGAAGAAGGUGUCGUCGUCUUCGACGCUCACGCUGCAGGGCCUGCGGAGGAGCCGCGGGAGCCUGCAUCGCCCGCUGUCGCCGACGUCGUCGCAUGCUGCGUCGGAGGCGGAGGCGGACGGGAUGGGCGACGACGAGGAGAGUGACGGGAGCGACGAGGACGAGGCGGUGCGGAAGGAGGAGGAGGAUGAGCGCGAGGCCGAGGCGAAGGAGCUCGAGCGCAAGCUGGAGAAGUUGCAGAAGAUGAUGACGACCGACGCGCUUGGGCUGGUGUCCUCGCCUGCGACACUCAGGGAGAGGGACAAGGGCAAGCAAGUCGCGGACCGAGGGCGGACGCGUCCGCUGUCGUCGUCGAUGGCGUCGCUCUCGAGUGCGCAGCAUAGCGCGUCGCGGAGCCAGCAGAGCUUGUCGAGUCUUAGUUCGCGUGGCUCACCACAAGGGUCUAUUCCGUCCAUCCCCUCGUCCCCACCUCGCGCGGAGCCGCAGGCACGGAGAUAUUCGUAUGCGGACACACGCGUGCCGUACUCGCGGAGGUACGAGGAGUCACUCUCGCCCACGUCCCCGUCGCCUCGCGUGGCAUCCCCCAUUCCGAGGCACCUCAGCCCACCGGGACAGUCACACAGCCCACCCGCGUUAUCGCCGAACCGGGCUGUAGGGCAGACAUAUGUGGGUAGGACACCGCCCCGGAGCAACGGAGGUCAGGGUUGGCGGAUGGACGUAGGAACUCCGGCGAACGGGGGCAGAGUGAGCUCGCAAGGAAGCGAGGCGUCGAGCUUCAGCGACCUGAGCGAUGCUAGUUUGUCGGCGUCUGCGCUCGAGAGUGCUCUGGCAUCGAACAUACGGGGCAAUGGCUCACGACUGUGAGUGGACCACCGGCCUAUACUUCACGAAUUGUAUU